GGCUAAGGCAGAUGAGCAACAUGGCGGUCGGCGCAACACGCGCGUCGAUUUCCGGAACUGUAUGUUGCCCCCCCCGGCAGGCGACCCUCGGCAACCAGGCGAUGUGCCGCGGCCUGGGAGCGGCCUUUUGGCUCAGUUCGGAAGCCGGAGUCCUCACGGUCCUAAGCUGUAUUGCAUUGAGGAACCAGUCACACCAAUCGGAUCUCCAGAAGGACCUUCCAAUAGGUCUCCAGAGGGGGGGACACUGGCUUCUAAACCUGGGGUUCUCUAUUCAAUGAUCAGGGAUUCCAAUGCGACAAAGACCGGUAAUAAGUCGACUAUCUCGAUACCAGCUGACGCUGGUCGCUUUGUGGACCUCUUCAAGUAUUCAAUUGGGGACCGAGACGUUGUCGCUGUGAGGCGACAGGUUAACAGGAGUAACGCCACUGUGUGGGGGAUGCGACUGAUUGACCGUUGUAAAGACACCCGGGUCAUGACUGACGAGCAAAAGAGAAUCGACCAUGACAAUUUCAUUCGUGUAUUGGCUGACGAUGGGAGGGCUAGUGACAACGUAGUCUUUGAAUUCAUGGCGCUCUCUUUGAGAGAUAUCAACAAAUUCCGCAGGGUAAGCGACUACGCAUCUAGCUACGAGUCCACCAUCAUCUUCCACCAGCUUUUCUUGGCCCUGAAACAUCUGAAAGAGCUCGAAAUGAGCUACAUCGCUUUGGACGCCUCUAAUAUUCUGUUGAAUUUGAGAGGCCAGGUAAAACUCUAUCACUGUAUCAACCAAAAGACCACCACUCUGUGCCAAAGCUUUUUGAACUUAAUACUACAAUGUGUCGGAGUUGUGGAGGGUAAAUCGCAUCUUUGGGAUGACGAUUUUCUCGGGUUCUUCAAAAGCUUGCAGAAUGUUGUUGAAUCGAAUUCGAAAGACGAAAUAUCAGAUGGAGAGGGUAUCAGGAAAUUGGCUAAACAUGAAUUCAUCACGGAGAGUAAGGUGACUGCGGCGGCACUCGAGCAAUGUAUACUAAUAGUACUACAAAACAACCGCUUUGGGCGUGUAUUGCCGGGUCUAAAAAAGCAAUAGGAUAUUUAAAGUAGGGCCUAUUGAAACUCCGGUGUCUGUAAUCGAGCCAAGUCAGAGUAAUGGACGAGUGUAGUAGGGAGAACGCCGGUUGAUAAAUAUAUUAUUAGAUAGGGAGCUGGGCGGAAAUUGACUGGUAAGGCUUGGCUCACUCUACAUGGAGUCGGCCAUUAUGACUAGGGUAGCAAUACUUUAUCACGCA
Emericellopsis atlantica is the source of this 1265-nucleotide messenger RNA. RefSeq lists its product as uncharacterized. The transcript is spliced from 4 exons. The record is from RefSeq and is a predicted model, not a curated record. NCBI's taxonomy places the organism in Eukaryota, Fungi, Ascomycota, Sordariomycetes, Hypocreales, Bionectriaceae. Bases 62 to 1066 code for a protein of 334 amino acids.